Eleginops maclovinus (Patagonian blennie) is the source of this 2673-nucleotide messenger RNA. It is a transcript of the gene fbxo22, whose product is annotated as F-box protein 22. Gene Ontology annotation, biological process: protein polyubiquitination; positive regulation of proteasomal ubiquitin-dependent protein catabolic process; regulation of skeletal muscle fiber development. NCBI's taxonomy places the organism in Eukaryota, Metazoa, Chordata, Actinopteri, Perciformes, Eleginopidae. The coding region runs from base 81 to 1247 and encodes 388 amino acids. Gene Ontology annotation, molecular function: protein binding. The record is from RefSeq and is a predicted model, not a curated record. The transcript has 7 exons.
UCGGCAGCAGAGGAGGAGCGGAGGUGAAAGUUCAUAACUGAUCAGCCGUGCUGGAAACCCCCACAACUUAAGAGAAAAAUAUGGGUGAAAAUGAAGAUGUUACCGUUGUUUUACAAGACAGCAAGGCGACAUACGUCCUCAGCAAUGUUGCCGAAGUCGUUGAGCGAAUUCUCACCUUCGUUCCGACCAAAUCUCUCCUCCGGAUCGCAAGUGUGUGCAGACUGUGGAGGAACUGUGCCCGCAGAGUGCUGAGGACUCAGCAGCAGCUGGACUGGGUGUCAGCCUGCGGACCUUCCAACCCAAAGAAUCAUGCCCUCUGCAACAUGCUGGCCGAGGAGGUGGAGAAAGUGUUUCUCCUGCCCAAAACUGUGCUGGCCUUGGUAGACUGCGAGGCCUUCAACGGACAAGCUUAUUGCUACAGACAAAAUAAACAAGCAAAGAUGAGGCGCCACAGUCUGGACCCAUUUGAAGAAGUGAACCAGUUCUUCCCCAAAGGCUGUGACAUCAUGGGUGUCGUUGCACCGGGCAUAGUCUUGACGCCCACCGGCUCACACUCCAGCAUUCCUCAGGAGCACCAGGAGGGGGAGGCCGGCUUUGCCAUCAUGUUCCCCAGCAUAGAAGGGGUCAACAUCAAGCCCUUUCAUUUUUGCGAGAAGUCCUUCUCCCCAACAGCCCUGAAAGAAGCAGGACUUGUUGACAACCCAGAGCUGCGUGUGGUUCUGUUGUUUGUCUAUGAGCCGUGUCAAACAGGAGCAGCCCGCUUUCUGAGCCAAAUACUGGAGCCGCUGGCCAAGAGCAAAGCUCUCGUUGCUGGAGGGCUGGUAGACAGUUACUUCUCUCCGCGCCGACACUGCUGUUUCCAGGGUCAAUACGGUGUGGCGGGCCUCGCCCUGAGUGGCCCUAAAGUGCAAGGGGCGUCUGUGCUCUUGGACCAAGACAUCACCAGCCCAAAGGCAGCCGAGGCCACGAUCGGGCGUUUAAAAGCAGCCAAAAUUCCCGAGAGGAACACCAUAGGGUUUAUGUUCGCCUGCUUGGGGAGAGGCGAGAACUUCUACAAAGACCAGGCCAACGUAGAGGCCGAAGCCUUCCACAAGGUGUUCCCCAACACCCCGCUCUUUGGCCUGUUCGGCAACGGUGAGAUUGGCUGCGACCGAAUUGUUAAAGAAGACUACACGCUGUGCGACUCUGACACGGACGGUAUGCAGCAUGAGUACACUACAGUCAUGACCCUGGUCCACAUAGGCUGACUGACUGACCCACAUGGCAAUGAACCAACGGAAAGAAAACACAACCUUUAAUAUCCCUGUUUGUUACAGCUGUCGGGAACAAGAAACAUUUUGUUCAGAGUUUUACCCGCAUCACAACUCAGAAUAUCGCUGUUCUGCUUGUAAAUCAUUGUAAUGGGAUCAUUUGGGAAAGGUUUUUCCUCCUGAGACUGUGUGUGUAUAAACAUAGUUUCAUAUCUAAACUAGAGUUUAAAGACAAAAAACUGAUUUCUUUCUUUUAGCAUUAAAAUUUGAUAGAGCACAGCAAAAUAUGUGAAUAUACUCUUUCCAGAUUUCACACACAAGACAUAUCUUACCUUCUGAGAUCACCCUCGUGGUCUGUUUGCUUUGCAGGUGAGUACAAAUAUACACAAGCUGUAAUAGUUUUUGAUUCAGCGCAGGCACUUUUAAUUCAUGUAAAUAAUGCGGUUCCUCUUCCACACAAUCAAGAUGAUCUUGAUUUGAAUGCUCUUUGUUGUUAUGUAGAUUUUACAUUAUUUUUCCUUUACCACACUUUUGUUUCACCAAUGAGACUAACAGAAAUGUGUUAGCCUUAUGGAAGAUAUUUAUCUGCCAUGGUUGAAUUGGGCACAGGGAAAUUUGUCAGUCUUACAGUGCCUCUCUUUUUUUUUGUCCACAUGACAGGUCAUAUCUUCUACGACCUACUUUCAGCUGUAAAUAUUUGGGCUUAAAAGUUACUUCAAUCCCUGCAGUUUUAAUGAAAGAAAUCCUCCUUAAUCGGAAGGAGCAGACAGAACGGUUGCCCUGUUGGCUGUGUACAUUACACUGACCAGCAGAAACUCUCAAACUCACCUCAGAAAAAAGGCCUUGUCAUUGUUGUUGAUGUUUUUGGUGUCCUUUGCUAAAGUAGUAAAGGGUAUUUUUGAAUUCCUGAUAGUAUAGUCUGAGACUAACUACCUAACUGCAUGUUCGGAAAGAAAAGUAAAAAAUGGUACAGAUGCCUUUAUACAAAAAUGGUCUCUGUCAAAAUCAUUAAUGCUUUAUUAAUGUGUUAUCUUUAUUUCCCUGUCAGCGUUUCGUGUUGUGCUUUUUCAUCCCUGGAAAAAAAAAUAUUCUGAUUACAUGAAGGUGCAAUUUCCAGUGUGUAUAUAUACACAGUGUUUGUCUGUUGGUCAGGUAGUAGCUGUUGUAUGUUAAGAGUCAGCAUUCUGAUAAAGGCUGCAGCAACAAUUCCAACUGUUAACUUUAACAAAAAAAUAAUUAGAAGUCCUCUUUUGUAUAUUAAUACACACAUCUACCCUUAUAGGUUUUGAUGAUAUUAAGGUGUAUUUGAACCUAGUGCUUAUAGUUCAUUGAACAAAGUUGUUUUGGUGUUGAUGCACUUUUCCACAUGUGCCAAAUCAUAUAUGUUCUGUGUAUUUCCUUAUUAAAUCACUUUCAAUACGUA